Messenger RNA from Rhizophagus irregularis DAOM 181602=DAOM 197198, 531 nucleotides. NCBI's taxonomy places the organism in Eukaryota, Fungi, Glomeromycota, Glomeromycetes, Glomerales, Glomeraceae. The record is from RefSeq and is a predicted model, not a curated record.
UUUUAUACAUUCAUGCAACCUCUACAUACUUGGUUUAUUUUUAGAUGCGACAUAUCUGGAGUCGACAUCAUCUCAAUUUUAUGAAUUCGGGUCACAGCAAUUUGUUAUGUUCGGACCUAUCAAAUCGAUUUGAAGAAGAUUAGAGAAAAUUUUUAAUUUCAGUACUUUCUCGAGUCGUGAAAUGCUAUUUAUUUUAGUCUGGAUGCAAACAAUUCUUUCCAUGUCAUUUUCUUUUAAAAAUAAAUUCCAAUUUGCAAAAAACUUAUUUUUCAAAACUACAAUAUGUUUACAAAUAGGUAUACAUUAUAAGAUUAACAAUAAACUAAUUCCCGUUCAAUCCGACACUCUCAAAUCUAAAAACAUUGAUCGCGAGCUAUCAGAAAGUAAAAUCAAAAGGGGAAUUAGAAAAUUAGUAAAAGAUAUUGAAGAUAAUGCAACCCAAUCGUUCAACGUAGAAAGUUUUAAAGAAUUCUGAUGACAUUAUCUAAUUUUUAAGUUCAAAAAGUGUAAAAUUGAAACAUUAAAUAAAGU